Messenger RNA from Mycotypha africana, 2579 nucleotides. RefSeq lists its product as uncharacterized. The record is from RefSeq and is a predicted model, not a curated record. The coding region runs from base 124 to 2463 and encodes 779 amino acids. The transcript is spliced from 7 exons. Lineage: Eukaryota; Fungi; Mucoromycota; Mucoromycetes; Mucorales; Mycotyphaceae.
GACUUGACUAACUUUAUUUGUAAAUAUAAACUUGCCACCUGGACUACAGAUUACAGUUUUUAUCUCUUAUUCCCCUCUUAUUACAUUAGAUCACUAGCAAGAACAGUUCAACAUUGCUCAAAAAUGAACCUGAUACUAACAGAAUCAGCAGCCUUAUCCACAUCAGCACGGCUCUCCUUCAUACCGAUAUCCACAUUUUUGUUAUAUUUUUUCAGUAAAUAUACAAAUGCUCUAGCGUUAUUCAAUAAUAGCUGGCUGCAAUCCUUAUUUAUCGGCUUCAUGUACAUAUGUACGAUUGGAUCGGUGGUAUUGCUGGCAAAUCUAUGGAAGGACAUUAAAAUUGCUUGUCAAUUUAUGUACUCAUGUUUUUUAAAAAAACUGGGGGAUUGCGGAAAUAGUCCGCAGGACCGGUUGGAAGCAUUCUAUCAAGAUCAAGCUCUUAUUUACGAUGAAUCUCGUGAAGCGUUACUUAAAGGCAGAAAAACAAUGCUUAAACUAUGUGCUGCUCAACUCAAAGAACAAAUAUCCACAGGAACUAUGAACAAAAGGCCAAUAUGGGUAGAUUUGGGUGGCGGAACUGGCUGGAACAUUGAAACUAUGCAUAGUAUGUUUUCUAUUGACGAAUUUGAAAAGGUGAUUCUUGUAGACUUGACUCCAUCACUUUGUGAAGUGGCACGUAAGCGAUUCUCAAAAAGAGGUUGGAAAAAUGUUAUUGUUGUUUGUCAAGAUGCAUCUACUUUUGAAAUGCCAGGUUGCGAAAAUGUUUUAGAUGGACAGGUGGGGUUGGUUACCUUAUCUUAUUCGCUUUCGAUGAUGGAUCAUUUUUACCCAAUUGUCGAUCGAAUUCAAUCUCUUCUUUUACCAGAAGGUCUUCUUGGGGUAGUUGACUUUUAUGUCUCUGGAAGGUCAAAAGCGCCUGCUACGCACUGGUUUCCACAGCUGGGUAGACAGUGCAAUUGGUUUACACGGCAUUUUUGGCAAGGUUGGUUUGAAUUAGAUCAUAUACACCUUGAACCUGGUCGACGUGAUUAUCUGGAAUACAAAUUUGCAUCCAUAAAGUCUUUAAAUUACCGGAACCACUUUAUCAUUCCAUUUUUGAUACAAAUCCCCUAUUACAUAUGGCUUGGUCGCUCUCACGCUCAACAACAAAAUGGAUCCUGUAGACUUUCGGAACUUGCUGAUGAUUCGGAUAGUGUAACGAGUGAACAAAGUAACCAAACGUUGGUCAACGGUUCACAAAACAGUAAUAAUACAGUGAUGUGCAAACAGUCAUUAUCGCGGCCUCAGUUAUCAUUUCAGAACAAAGCUUGGCGUAUUGAUUAUGAUCCCGAAUUAUCCUGCAAUAAACAGUUCAGAUCUUAUAUCUAUGCUUUUACAUGGGAAGAUCCGCGCGUUGAUCUCCAGUAUUUAAACUUGUCUAAAGAUGAUACUCUCUUCCUUAUAACCUCUGCCGGUGAUAACGCGCUGGAAUAUGCGAUCCACUCACAACCAAAGAGAAUUCACUGCGUCGAUAUGAACCCUUGCCAGAAUCAUUUAUUGGAGCUCAAACUUGCUGCAAUUAGCUCUUUAGACUUCAGUGACUUUUGGAAAAUGUUUGGUGAAGGCUGUCAUUCACAGUUUUCGCGAUUGUUACAUGAUAAACUUUCGCCACACUUAAGCUCAUAUGCCUAUGCUUAUUGGAAUGAGCAUAGCAAUAAAUUCAAUCGUAAAUUCUAUAAAACGGGAUAUUCAGGAUUGGCUCUGACUAUUGUCGAAUGGUGGAUUCGUAUAAAAGGCAUCCGCGAUGAUAUUGAUAAACUGAUAAAUUCUACCAACAAUAAAGAGCAAGCAGAUAUUUGGAUGCAGAGAAUCCGGCCACAUAUUUUCACAACUUUUAUACAAAAGAUUAUAAACAAUCCAAUAUUUAUGUGGAAUGCACUUGGCGUCCCCAUUAAUCAGAUGAAAAUGUUUUUGAAAGAAUGCACAGCUCAAGAAUAUAUUGAGAGCACGCUGGACCCCAUCUUACAAUCUACAUCUCUCAAAACUGAUAACUAUUUUUAUUACCUUUGUCUAAAUCAGCGAUACAACCAAGAUUGUUGUCCAAGCUAUCUCACAGAGACGGGUUUUAAAACAUUAAAGACUUCUGGAGCUUUGGAUGCAUUCCGCUUGCAUACAUCAUCGAUUCUCAGUGCACUGAAAACUCUUCCGGAGAAUUACCUUACACAGAUUGUUGUUAUGGACCAUAUGGAUUGGUUCAACCCUGAAUCAUGUAUCGAAUUGGAUCAGGAAAUAUCGGAAAUGAUGCGAGUACUUCAAAAUAAUGGCAAAGUCUAUUGGAGAAGUGCAAGUACACAACCAUGGUAUAAUGAAACAUUUGUCAAGCAUGGAUUUGUCAAUAUUGAGCCUUUAAACGUCAGGAAACCAGGACAAUGCAUAGAUAGAGUAAAUAUGUAUGCUAGCUUUUACAGAGCUACUAAACCAUAAGCCUAACUUCACAUAAACGGUUUAUCAAGCAUUUUUAAGCUAUAAAUCUUCAGUCUGUGCUAAUUAAGUCUCUUGCUAAUGUUUUUUAUUGAUAUGAAGAAUCGGUUAAGGGUUAU